AUGGCCGCCGUUCAAGCCCCACCCCUCGCGCACCGGCCCUCAAUGGAUCGCCCAGGCUCCUUCGAGUCGGCUCGACGGGCCUACGACCGGUCCACCUCUCCCAUCUCCCGCCAGUCCUAUUCCCCUUCGCCUCUGGGACCCCCUGUUCACUCUCGAACCAACUCGAGCAGCUCCCACGCUUCCCCCUUUCAUCAACCCUUCGCGGGCCAAUCUUACUUUAAUCAACCCGCCUUCACCCAACCCUCCACCAUCAACCACUUUGCCUAUCCCUCUCACACUCACGCCCAACCACAAGCGCACGCACCAUCACCAUGGACCGCGACACCGCUGCCUGCGUCGGCAUUCUACCCGAACCCCAACUCGACGAUGUCUGUACCAGGCGGCGGCGGGGCGGGUUUCACCUAUCCGGGACAGGUGUUUCACCAGGGGUUCCAGCAGAGUCAGGCUGAUUUUGCGGCGUGGGCACACGCGGCGGCGUAUCAACACAUGGUGAUGGCUAGUGUGCAGCAGCAGCAGCAACAGCAACAGCAUCAGCAGCAGCAGGAGUAUCUCGCUCCGUUUCCCGGGCAAGGACAAGGGCAGGGACAAGGACAGGGAGAUCAAGGAUCGGAAGACUCAAGGAGACGGACGACUUCCGGACCGGCCGCGGCGCACCCACAAUCACAUCCCCCUCCCCUACCGCAACAACAGUAUCCACGCCGGUUAUCGAUGGAUGAUCGUACCCCUCCCCCGCUCGUCACGCAACAACCUCGGUCGAUAUCGGACAAGCUCUCUCCCUCGACUUCGGGCGGUUUCCACCCGUACAAGCGCACGCCGGGCCAUCGGACGUCCAAGGAGAGUCUGAGGACGGCUCCUCAAGCUCAGGUGAUACCUCGCUCGCGGUCCCAGCCGACACUGAGCGGAGGAUUCGACCGGACGGCGGUUCUAGCGCGGGAACAUCAGCAUCAGCGCUCGCCUUCGCUGGACUCGCAUAUGAGCGAGCAGACGGUACAGGCGGGUCCGAGGCCGUCUAUGGCGGAAGAACAGAGGAGGGAUUCGUCUAGUACGGAAAGGGGAUCCAGGGCGCCGACGCCGCGUGGACAAGCACCAUUGGCUGCCCCACCAGCAGCAGUCGCACCCGCCCCAGCCCCGGUCGUCGCUGCUCCGCCCCCGCCCGUCAAGGCUGCCUCUCCGCCUGCACGCGCCCCCACCCCUCUCCAACCUGGUCCUAUCGCCGCGGCACAGAACCGCCCAUCCCCCGUUGCCCCACCCCACGCCGCCUCGCCCGUCGAAAAGGUCAAAUCUGGCGGACUCAAGGGCCGCUUCGCCAAAGUCAUGGGUAAAGACAAGGACAAGUCUAAAGGCACUCCGGCGACUGCUCCUUCCCCUACACCCAUGGCAUCUCCCGCCAAAUCCUCCCACGCACCGUAUCCUCACACCUCCCCUUCCGAAGCGUCCACACGGUCCGGCACUCCACCGCGCACGCCACCGCAAGACCUCCACCCGCCCUCUGCGCCGUUUGCGAUCCAUACGCGCGCGAUGGACUCUGAGAUUUCGUUGGCGGAGACGGGACGGACAGAGCGGGUGGACGAUGGUGAGAAGAAGGCGAAGAGGGGAUUGUUUAGGAUGAAGAAUAUGAGUACGGAUAAUAUCAGUAUGAGCUCGACAGUGAGCUCGGCGAGUAUGAUGAUUAGGAAGAUGGGGAGUAUUGGAAAGUUGGCCAGGCGGAAUUCGUUGAUGGGGAUAUCCAAGAUCUUCAAGGAUAAGCCGAAGGACGAGGAUGGACCGCUGCCCGAAGUCGAAGGCAAGUUGGAGAAGAAGGAGCGGAAAGAAAAGGAAAAGAAGGAGAAGAAGGAAAAGAAGAAUGGCAAGGGAAAAGGCGAGCCGGCGCCUUCGUUUGUCGCUCGCGUGAAUGCCGCGCCGGCGCCAGAGGUCUUUGAUGAGGAUCGGGCACUGGCGGGUUUGUCGCCCGCUGCGAAGCUCGCGCGUCAGCAUACGUUGCGGUCCAAGGCGGACGACGAGGCGAAACGGUCGUCCCAAGUCGGGUCUUCGGCCGGCGCCGGCGCCGGCACAGCAGGGACAGGCGAGCCAACAUGGGACAAGUCGACCGUUACUCGGCCCGGUCCCGCCUCCUCCUCGUCGGUACAGCACAAUACCGGCACCGGCGUCCUCCCCAGCCUUGGCUCCGUCCUUCCCUCGUCGCCCGUCUCCCCCACCACCUCCUCCGGCUCACACGGCACAGCCACCGAAGUCGUACACGUCCAACCCCGCUCUGUAUCCUCUGGCACGGUCCACCACGUCCACGCCGUCAAUGUCUCGGAUGCCGAGUAUGAUUCGGAAGACGAUGAGGAUUCGGAUGCGUCCGUCUCGGACGCCGGGGACGCUGAUGGGGACACGAUGGAGGAUGUGACGUUCCAGAUGGGACGGAGCAAGUUGUCGGACGAGGCGGAUUUGGAGUUUAGGAGUAUUUGGGGGAGCACGUAUAUCGACAAGAGGCUCGUGCCAAAGAAGGGGAUCUUGAAGACCGCCCGAUACCCCGAGAAUGCGUUCAUCGACACGCCGAAAUCCUCCCGCCCGCCGUCGUCAGCCUCAGGCUCGGUGCCCUCUCGCCCUCCCGCAUUAGGCGAGCACCCGCCCAACGGCUCUUCCCGCGCCCACACCCAACUCGACUUUGACUUUUCGUUUGAUACGCCCCCGCCCGCCCUCGAUUUGUCGCAUCCCAAUACCUCGCUCCCGUCCCUCCCUUUCCCCUCGUCCUCCGGUUCUGGCUCUGGCUCUGGCUCUGGACAGGCGGCACGUCAACCGGCCGUAAGGAGCCAGACGGUGCCUGUUCCUCCUCGACGAAUCCUGUGGGCUCCGGACUGCGCGGUGUACACUACGUAUGACGCGGGGACGUAUGAUCGGCGGAGCGAGCCGGCGACGUGUAACAAGUUGACGCCGGAGCUGGCUUUGGAUAUCAAGCGAGAGUGA
This is a messenger RNA of Dioszegia hungarica, 2949 nucleotides long. RefSeq lists its product as uncharacterized. NCBI's taxonomy places the organism in Eukaryota, Fungi, Basidiomycota, Tremellomycetes, Tremellales, Bulleribasidiaceae. The transcript has 3 exons. The coding region runs from base 1 to 2949 and encodes 982 amino acids. The record is from RefSeq and is a predicted model, not a curated record.